This is a messenger RNA of Loxodonta africana (African savanna elephant), 4281 nucleotides long. RefSeq names its product GTP binding protein 3, mitochondrial (gene GTPBP3). Gene Ontology annotation, molecular function: GTP binding; GTPase activity; protein binding. NCBI's taxonomy places the organism in Eukaryota, Metazoa, Chordata, Mammalia, Proboscidea, Elephantidae. The transcript has 8 exons. Gene Ontology annotation, cellular component: mitochondrion; cytoplasm. The coding region runs from base 118 to 2040 and encodes 640 amino acids. Gene Ontology annotation, biological process: tRNA methylation; tRNA wobble uridine modification. The record is from RefSeq and is a predicted model, not a curated record.
GCCCCCUUUUCUUGGGCAGAAAAAUGAACACAAAUAGGUCCUUGCCUAGUCUAAAGCUAGCUAGAGUGGCCGGAGGGAAAACAGGAACCCUCGUCUCGCUGUCAUUUCCACUGCUUUAUGCUGUGCCCUCACCUUCUUCCCGCCCUCAUUUCCGUUGUGUCGGAUGACGGCUGCGCUAGGACCCUAAAACCUAGGUCUCUGGUUGCUGGGGAACGCCAUUUCACUGCACACCCUCCCCCGCCCCUCGUGCGGCUCAAACCAACCAGUAAGAAUGAAAAUCUGCAGUCUGUGGGCGGGACGUCUCCGAAGGAGCCCAAUGGAAGGAGCCCAACGGUAGUCCUGAGGCUCUCAGCGCUCGGCCAAUCACGCCACGAAGGGGGUGGGACCUCCUGCCCGUACUUGCCUCCCAGGAGCCCCGGCGAGCGGCCAGGCAAGGUCGCAGGUUGUGAAUCCAUGUGGCGGGGGUUGUGGACCUUGCAGGCCCGGGCAGCACGUGGGCUUCUCAGACUCUGCUCGCGCCACGGCAGCGGCGUUCCGGCCCCCGGCUCUGGAGCCACCAUCUUCGCGCUGAGCUCCGGCCAAGGCCGCUGCGGCGUCGCUGUGAUUCGGACCAGUGGCCCGGCCAGCGGACCCGCCCUCCGGGGCCUCACAGCGGGCCGGGACCUGCCCCCGGCCCGUAGCGCCAGCUUGCGCCUGCUCAGCGACCCGCGCUCCGGGGAGCCGCUGGACCGUGCACUGGUGCUGUGGUUCCCAGGUGAGACCAGCUCCCGAAGCCCCUGUAGCUUCCUAUUGUCUGGAGUCCCCACUUCGGGCGUGUGCUCAGGCUGUGGUCUCCCUGGACUCCUCCCUGUCUCUCAUCUAGGUCCCCAAAGUUUCACGGGCGAGGAUUGCGCGGAGUUCCACGUACACGGAGGCUUUGCGGUGGUAAGCGGAGUUCUGCAGGCUCUGGGUGGUGUGCCAGGGCUGCGGCCUGCAGAGGCGGGCGAGUUCACCAGGCGGGCGUUUGCCCGCGGCAAGCUGAGCCUGACCGAGGUAGAGGGCCUGGCAGAUCUGAUCCACGCGGAGACAGAGGCGCAGAGGCGGCAGGCCCUGCGGCAGCUGGACGGGGAGCUGGGCCGCCUGUGCCACGACUGGGCUGAGACCCUCACCACGGCUCUGGCCCAUGUGGAGGCCUAUAUCGACUUCAGUGAAGAUGACAACCUGGAGGAAGACGUCCUGGAGCGAGUGGACAGCUCAGUAAGGGGACUGGAGGCCGCACUGGGUGCACAUCUCCGAGAUGCACGGCGAGGGCAGAGGCUCCGUUCUGGGGCGCACGUGGUGGUUGCGGGACCUCCCAACGCUGGCAAGAGUAGCCUGGUGAACUUGCUCAGCCGGAAGCCUGUGUCCAUCGUGUCCCCUGAGCCAGGGACCACCCGUGAUGUGCUGGAGACCCCUGUGGACCUGGCCGGGUUCCCGGCACUGCUGAGUGACACAGCAGGGCUGCGCGAGGGUGUGGGGCCUGUGGAGCAGGAGGGUGUCAGACGGGCCCGCGCGAGGCUAGAGCAGGCUGACCUCAUUCUGGCCGUGCUGGAUGCCUCUGACCUGACCUCCCCCUCCAGCUGCAACUUCCUGGACUCGGUUGUGGCUCACUUAGCAACCCAGAGCACCAAUGAGAGCAGCCAGCGCCUCCUGCUGGUGCUGAACAAAUUGGACCUACUGUCAUCGGAGGGCCCAGGGCUCAGUCCUGACUUGCCUCCCCACCUGCUACUGUCCUGCCUGACUGGGGAGGGGCUGGAGAGCCUCCUGGAAGCCCUGAGGAAGGAGCUGGCUGCAUUAUGUGGGGACCCAUCCACAGGCCCACCACUUCUGACACGCGCAAGGCACCAGCAUCACCUCCAGGCCUGCCUGGAUGCCCUAGGCCACUACAAGGAGGCAAGAGACUUGGCCUUGGCAGCCGAGGGGCUGCGGGUCGCCCGGGGGCACCUGGCCCGCCUCACGGGGGGAGGGGGCACUGAAGAGAUCCUGGAUGUCAUCUUCCGGGACUUCUGUGUGGGCAAGUGAGGGACAGUGAAUCCUGAUGGGCACCACAGGGUGGAGACCAAGGCUCAGACCCUGGCUGGGCAGAUGCCCAGAAGCCUUCAGCGGUCUGGGAAUAGCUUAAGACAAGUGGAAUUCUCAUUCAGCCGAGGAAGAGCUUGAUACCAAAACAGGGAAGCAAACAGCUGCCUUCAUAGGUAAAGUGUUCCAUGUUGCUAGUGGUAACCAGGUUGUGGCCAGCCAGAUUCCCUUGCAGAGACUAGCUGGGCAUUUGGGCCCUGGAGUGGGGCUGAACAGAAGUCCCUUUUGAGUGCCAGACACUGGGGGAGUAGGAAUGGAGAGUUGGGAUUGUGGCGGGGCGGAUCUCAGGAUUUUGUUUGCUUUGUAGUUUUUAAUUUAUUUUGCAAAUUCCAAAGGAAUGUAAAUAUAAAACAGUGGGAGUAGCAUCAGAACCUGUGUAAACUUCACAGGAGUAAUGACCAGGAUCAGCCCAAAGUUGAUCCCUGUGAGGUAGAGGUGAGACAUACCUCCACUCCAAACUUUUUACCAAUUCUGACACCAGCCAGCCCUCUCUCCUCUUCUGGGUUUGAUAAUCCAUUGCAAUGGCCAAAGAGAACUCACAGACCUUACUUACAGUUAAAUGGCUUAUUAAGGAAGCAACAGGGUACAAUUUAGGAUCAACAGGGUACAACUCAGGGUCAGGAAACAUGCAGGCAAGGUCUGGAAGUCUCCCCUGAAUUGGAGAGCAUAUCCCUCCCUUCUUCGGUACAGGACAGCUCUCUCAGCUCCUCUUGGCCAUGCAAGCAAGCAGGCCCUUCUUUCUGCUAUGCACGCCCCCUUAGGACAGGCCUCCCUGCUGUCAGCUUCUCCACUGGUUCAGUGACCCAGCUCAUAGCCAGUGUAGAGUUUUGUUCAGCUCUCUUAGCUGCAUUCCUAGUCGCAGGUUUCUGCCAUCACCCUCUGUGAGGUUGGUUCCGUAGAAUUCAGCUCCUCAUCAAUUUCAAGGCAUAGCCCUCCUGCCAGCCCCCUCUUGGUAGGCCAUAGAUCCUUCAUUUGCAUAGUAUAUUGACCAAUCCCUGCAAGGUGCAUACCAAUCACAGGGCAGGCGGUAGCCCAGGACCAGACAAAAAGUAUCAAACCAUCCCUGUUCACAGCUUGCCCAGGAAAUGUCAAUCAACCUGAACAAAGUAACAAACCCUCUGGGGUAGAAAACUAGGGCAAAGGUAACUCCUUAGGGCUUAGGGGAAAAAUCUCUCCAACUAUUUCCAAAGAACUAAGGUAAAAGGCCCCGUAAAGGAACUCAUUUCACCACAGUAAAAAACUCAGGUGAUGCUGAAAUGUUUAAACAUGGAAAACUCCCUCAUCUCCUCUCCAGGGGUCACAGCGUAAUAUGUCUUUCCAGAACUUUCUCUGCACAUUUACACAUUUGUGAAUGCACCUUUCAAAUAUUUGUCUUGUGUUAUAUAAUGAGAGUGUUUAUUACUGUACAAGUAGCCAUUUCUUUUUAAACUUAAAAAAAUUCUUAUUUUUUAUCGUGAUAAAAUAUAUAUAACAAAAACUUGCCAUUUUAGCCAUUUUAUGUGUACACUUCAGUGACGUUAACUACAGUCAACCUGUUGUACAGCUGCCACCACUAUUUCCAAAGGUUUUCCAUCACACCAAACUAAGACUCAGUGCCCCUGUAAAGAUGGCCUGGCGGAGGUGUCUGACCUACUCUAACUUCAUGAGGGGGAAGGAGAAUCAAAAUCAACAGCGCAAAGCUGGUUUCUAUGAGGCUGAGACACCGCCACCGUCCAACCUUUUUACCAAUUCUGACACCAACUGUCCCUCCCAUGGUACUCUCUACUUCUCUGCUAGGUUCCAUAAUUUGUUGCAAUGGCCACACGCAACUCAGGAAAUAUAGUAGUCUCCUCUUACCCGUGGUUUUGCUUUCCGUGGUUUCAGUUAUUGCAGUCAAGCACAGUCCAUAAACUUCUGAUUAUGAUGUUCUUCCAAAAGGUUUUGGAAAAAAAAAAAAAACCCUUCUAUCUAGUAUCCCCAACCGUCAACAUCAUGGCUUGAGGAUCCUUCUUUAGCGGUACCAUCAGAAGGUCAAUAGUAACCUAAUGCUGUCACAAUGCCUACAUCAUUAAUCUCGAAACAUAGGCAUUUUUUCAUCUCACAUUAUAAGAAGAAUGGUGCAUACAGUACACUAUGAUUUUGAGUGAAAGACCACAUUUCCAUAAUUUUUAUUACUGUAUAUUAUAGUCAUUCUAUUAUUGUUAA